AUGGCCAACCACUCACAACUUAACUUCCAAGACGCUGCUUCACCUAUCAUAGAAGAACUAAUAGGGUUCCACGACCAUGCUCUAAUAGUUGCCCUAGCAAUCUGUAGUCUAGUCCUCUAUCUACUUACUCUCAUGCUUACAGAAAAACUAUCAUCAAGCACAAUCAAUGCACAAGAAAUUGAACUUGUAUGAACAAUCCUUCCAGCCAUAGUACUAGUCAUACUUGCUUUACCCUCACUACGAAUCCUUUACAUAAUAGACGAAAUCAACGAGCCCGAUCUAACCCUAAAAGCCAUCGGUCACCAAUGAUACUGAACCUACGAAUACACUGACUUCAAAGAUUUUACAUUCGACUCCUACAUAACUCCUACAGCAGACCUACCCCUAGGUCACUUCCGCCUACUAGAAGUAGACCAUCGUGUUAUUGUCCCUAUAAGCUCAACAGUUCGAGUUAUCGUCACCGCAGAUGAUGUACUCCACUCAUGAGCCGUCCCUAGCCUAGGCGUAAAAACCGAUGCAAUCCCAGGACGCCUUAACCAAACUUCCUUCCUUGCCUCCCGACCCGGAGUAUUCUACGGACAGUGCUCAGAAAUCUGCGGAGCUAACCACAGCUUUAUACCAAUCGUAGUAGAAUCUACUCCCCUCGCCAACUUCGAAAACUGAUCUUCUCUAAUAUCAUCCUAA
Pyrgilauda ruficollis (rufous-necked snowfinch) is the source of this 684-nucleotide messenger RNA. The record is from the annotation of a RefSeq genome assembly. Lineage: Eukaryota; Metazoa; Chordata; Aves; Passeriformes; Passeridae.